Thalassophryne amazonica is the source of this 4016-nucleotide messenger RNA. RefSeq names its product casein kinase I. The record is from RefSeq and is a predicted model, not a curated record. Gene Ontology annotation, biological process: signal transduction; peptidyl-serine phosphorylation; endocytosis. Lineage: Eukaryota; Metazoa; Chordata; Actinopteri; Batrachoidiformes; Batrachoididae. Gene Ontology annotation, cellular component: cytoplasm; nucleus. The transcript has 12 exons. Gene Ontology annotation, molecular function: ATP binding; protein serine/threonine kinase activity. Bases 1078 to 2331 code for a protein of 417 amino acids.
AACAUACUGAUACAGCAAACACUGGGAUAAAGUAUGUACUUAAUAUAGCACACACAUACAAAACAAUUUACAUGGUAUGCAUAUUAAUGUACUACAUGUGCAUACAUAUACAUAGUAUGCAUAUUGAUGUGCACACAAGCAGAAAUGUGAGACAUGCUUACACACAUUUUUGUGGCCAGACUUAAGCUAUUAUAUCAACAAAUGCAGGGACUGUUAGAUGCGUAUACAGCCUUUUUCCACAGAUGAAGAUUUCAACUGCUUAGACUUGAACCUGAAAAAGAAUGAAAAGUCAGUUGGUCUGAAAGACUUGACUGGAUUGCAAUGUGCUUAGUGAGUAGGAGACUUUUCAACAGAACUGCAUACACAUGCACACACCAAAUACAGAUGAGCCUUCAGACAGAUGGGCACUGUAGACACAGCGUUACCUUCUUAUCAGAGAACUUAAAACUACUACACGACGUGAUGUUCAAAGUGCAGUUUGUAUUCCAGUCCUCUUUAGAAAAGAGACUGAGUCCAAACACAUGCAAACACGCAGCUCUGAUUGAUAACAGAACUGUAUUUUACUGUGUAUGUUAAGUUUGUUUUUGUUUGUAUGUAUGGUUUUAAGUUUUUGGACAGUGGAAUUAAUGAAAAAAAAUGUUCUGUUUUCAAAAUGCUGACCUCCUACUGUUUAAUCUUUCGCACUCUUCUUCUCUUGGUCAUGCUUGUUAAUGUUGCAGUGGUAAAUGUUCAUUUGCUGACAGUGUGAUGCUAUGUUGCAUUUCUUAAUGUGCUGAUACUGUGCGCAGUAUCAUUAUGGACAUGAUUGAGUGUGGCUGAGACCAAGUAAGUGGAUUAAACUGUGUGUGUGUGUGUGUGUGUGUGUGUUAGAGAGAGAGAGAGAGCGAGCAGCCACUCGAGCUGCUCAGGGACCGUCAACAGGGAGUGAAGCCGUCGAUACAGCCACGAACUGAGGGCAUGAGAGGCGCCAGAAUCCGUUCCCAUCCUACUUUGUUUGGACCUCUGUCCUACUGACAACCAUCGGAUCAGUACCUCUACCAAAGUAGCUCUUGGAAAAACCCAAUAUCGGUCAGGACAAUGGAGCUGAGAGUGGGAAAUAAGUAUCGGCUGGGAAGAAAGAUAGGUAGCGGUUCUUUUGGAGACAUCUACCUUGGUGCCAACAUUGCCACUGGUGAGGAGGUAGCCAUUAAGCUGGAAUGUGUGAAGACCAAACACCCACAGCUGCACAUUGAAAGCAAGUUUUAUAAAAUGAUGCAAGGCGGAGUGGGUAUUCCAUCAAUAAAAUGGUGUGGUGCAGAGGGUGACUACAAUGUGAUGGUAAUGGAGCUACUUGGUCCCAGUCUGGAGGACCUGUUCAAUUUUUGCUCCAGGAAAUUCAGCCUCAAGACUGUUCUCCUAUUGGCUGACCAGAUGAUUAGUCGGAUCGAGUACAUUCACUCCAAGAAUUUCAUACAUCGGGAUGUGAAGCCAGACAAUUUCCUAAUGGGGCUUGGCAAGAAGGGUAACCUGGUGUAUAUCAUUGACUUUGGGCUGGCCAAAAAGUAUCGUGAUGCCCGCACCCACCAGCACAUUCCGUACAGAGAGAACAAGAACCUGACCGGCACGGCACGUUAUGCCUCCAUCAACACACAUCUUGGAAUCGAACAAUCAAGACGUGAUGACCUGGAGUCCCUUGGCUAUGUCCUAAUGUACUUCAACUUGGGCUCUCUGCCCUGGCAGGGCCUCAAGGCCGCUACCAAGAGACAAAAGUAUGAACGAAUCAGUGAGAAGAAAAUGUCUACCCCUAUCGAGGUUCUUUGCAAGGGAUAUCCCUCUGAAUUCUCUACAUACCUAAAUUUCUGCCGCUCACUACGAUUUGAUGAUAAACCGGACUACUCUUACCUGCGACAACUUUUCAGGAAUCUUUUCCAUCGGCAGGGCUUCUCCUAUGACUAUGUGUUUGACUGGAACAUGCUCAAAUUUGGUGCCAGUCGGACAACUGAAGAUGGAGACCGUGACAGAAGGACGGGAGAUGAGAGAGAAGAGCGUAUUGGAGGAGCACCAAGGGGUGCUGCAGUGAGAGGCAUCCCCCAAGGUCCCAAUGCAGGAGCUCCAAAUAGAGUCAGGAAUGGACCAGAGCAGGCCAUCUCUAAUCCUGCUUCACGAGUUCAGCAGUCUGGUAAUACAUCACCACGUGCAAUUUCUCGGGCAGAGAGGGAGAGGAAAGUGAGCAUGCGGCUCCACCGUGGUGCCCCUGCCAACGUGUCAUCUUCUGACCUCACAGCCCGUCACGACCAGUCCAGAGUUUCUACGUCACAGGUCAGUGUGCCAUUUGAGCACAUGGGGAAAUAGAACCCUCCAGCUCUGCAUGCAGAAGAGACUAGAGACUGACAGGGCUACAAGGUAUAUUCAUCACUCCAGUUUUGUUUUGUUUUUUUGUUUGUUUUAUUAUGAAAAGAUGACUUUCAGUGGACACAUGGAUGUUUUGGAAUGGACAGCAAAUCCUAAAAGAUUCAAGGAAGUACACAGACGUCUCUCAUGUCAUCACUUUUCAAGUUGUUGAAGCCUAGAUUUCCACUAUAGUACAAUAAAUGGCAAUGCUACACAAUUGUCACAGUUGUUGCUGUUACCCCAUACGUUCUCAUAACCAUGUCCCUCCUCAAGCUAUUCUUAUCUGUUGGACAAAUGUGAAGGAAAUGCUGAUAUUGAAGCCAUGAGAGGCAUCAGGGGAGCAUUUAUAUUUGUUGUCAAAGGUGGUUUUUGUCCUGCAAAAGCAAAUUGUGCAGAUUUUAAGUGAAUGUCAAUUUGUGUGUCUUAAAGUAUAAAUUUCUUCUGUUUUGGUUGUUAAAUGGGGAAUUUUUGAUGUUGUCACUCUUUUUUUUGUAAGGAUUUGAAGGUGAGACUACAGUGACAUGGGCAAGGGUUUCAGUAUGUUGAAAAGGAUGAGCCAACUUAUUUAUUGCAAUGAUUUUAUUGCAGUAGUGAUUGGUGUUUUGGUCUGUUAUCCAUGUCAUCACUAGCUGUCCCUCAAAAUGCGACCACUGUUCUUGCCUUGCCCGUUUUAACUUCAGUUGCAAGAAUGACAAUACUGCAAAGAUGCACUUCAAAUCCUGAGGAGGAAAAAAAAAAAAAGCCUCAGGAAAUUGUCAGUGUGCUUGACCACAGACUAUAGCUCCCCAUUUUGGCUUACAAAUAGUGGCUGCAAUUUUUACAAUUCUUAAGUGUUACCUUUUUUUUUUUAGAAAUUCUUAUUGGAGGGUAAAGGGUGGAUCUGUUGGCAUUGACUCCAAGGAGCAGAGGGCAUCCAAUGACUUUUUCUUUAAGUACUCUGUAAAUAUAUUUUUUAUGUUUAAUUUCUGUGUAAAGCAAAAAUACAUUUCAAGAUGUAAAGUACAAAGAUGCACCAAAUUACACAAAUUGGGACCGGGUGUUGAAUUUUGGCAUAUGUAAAAUAUCAAAUUGUGGGAUGUGUUUAGAUGUUACUUUGCCAGCUGGGUCAUUCAAAGCUUUGUGUGUAGAGAAAUGCUAAUCCUGCUAACUCAGAACACCAUUAUCUUUAUACACAUCUGACCCUUUGUUUGUUUCUUUUUUUUUUUUAGCAGCCAUGUUUAUAUGUGUGAAUUCAGAUUGCUCCAAUUUCAGUAGAAGUUGUUUCCAUUCUUGUCUUUUUUAUGCCAGUUACCUUUCACAAACUAAAUGUGGUGUUUAAACUCCAUAUCCUUUAAAAACCUAUGAUGUUAUUCACCUUUUAGAUUUCAGCCCCAUCCAUUUUGACGCAGUAGGAAAACCUAAGUUAUAUAAUUGCAGGGAUGUGUAAAUAGUAGUGAACUAUUUGUAAUUAUCUUUGUACAGAAAAUGUGGCCCAGUGGCAUUGUAAAUUGGGGGGGGGGGGGGGGGGGGGUUGCUAUAUAUAGGGAGAAUGAGCAGUUUGUAAACACUUUGUAUUGUGUACUGAUAUCUUGUACAGUUUAACACAUUUUAUUUACAUCAGUUUUUGUGUAUAUUUUAUGAAGUAAUAAAAUUAACAUAAAAAUGUU